UAUAAUAAUCUAUUAGUUGUUACUAAUGUAUUAACACAAAUAUAAAUGUAUCAUUAAUCAAUCAUCUCAUUCUUCAUUCUGAAGUAAUGGUUCUUAGCAGUUUAAUACCGCCACUUCAAUUUAAUAUAAAACUUUUUUAUUUUGGUACUUACAAAUUAAUUGAAACUAACAAUAGCCAUGACAAGGAAAUCAAGGUCGUUCUACGCAUAUUUAUUUUCAAUUUUCAUAGUAUAUAUUUUCGUCAGCUCGAAGAUAUUACCAAUAGAAUCAGCAAGAAUAUUGGCAGUAGAAACAAUUGCUGGCAGAAGUCAUUGGAAUUUCGUAAGUUCUAUACUCCGUGUCUUGUCAAAUAAUGGCCAUCAUGUUACUGUGUUUACACCAUUUCCCGAAGGCAACCGAGACAACUAUACAGAGGUAGAUACAUCGAAUGAUCACGCAACAUUAAUAGAACUGAAUUUAAUCGAUGUAGUGGAUUUGUGGGGAUCUCCGACAGCGAUGGUCGAAUUCAUUAGAACUAAACGUAUACCCGUUUGUGAUGCAGUGUAUAAAAGUGUUGAGUUAAACAAAGUAAUGGAAGAAAAAGAAAAUUUCAACUUCGACCUACUCAUCAUUGAAACACUGGGAUACGAUUGUGAAUUAUAUUUGGCUAGUAAAUUAAACUUGCCUUUGAUCUAUUUGAUUUCAUCGCCAAUGGUAACAUUUCAAGAACUAUUAAUUUCCGGUGACAUCCCAAACCCAGCAACGAUUUCACAUUUAUAUGCUGAUCACGCCAUUCCUAAGACAUUCGUGCAAAGAUUUUCAAACACCUUAGUAUUGGGAUACAGUAUGAUGCUUUUGAGUGUUGACAAAUGGAUAAGGAAGUAUACAAUCAAUAGACCAUAUAAUUGGAUAACCAAUACUGUUCAACCAUCACUGACAUUUGUAAAUAGUCAUUUCAUAAGUGAGGCUUCGAGACCAUUUCCACAAAACGUAAUACAAGUGGGUGGCAUACAUUUAAAACCGCCAAAGAGUAUACCUCAUGAUAUAUUAGAAUUUAUUGAAAAUUCUCCACAUGGGGUAAUUUUUUUCUCAUUAGGUUCAAUGGUUAAUAUGUCUACAUCACCUGAUUAUAUAAUAAAUUCGUUGAAGGACGCAUUAGCCCAAGUUCCUCAAAGAAUAUUAUGGAAAUAUGAAGGUGAAAUGGUGAAUAAAACAAAAAAUAUUAUGAUAAGAAAGUGGUUCCCUCAAAGGGAUAUUUUAUUGCACCCCAAUGUAAAAUUAUUCAUCAGUCAUGGUGGAAUGUCAGGAGUUUAUGAAACAGUGGAUGCUGGCGUUCCAGUUCUUGGAUUCCCUUUAUUUUAUGAUCAGCCAAGAAAUAUAGCUAACUUGGUCAAUGCUGGAAUGGCCAUUUCCAUGGAUAUUCUAUCUGUGAAAAAAGAUACAUUUUUAAGAAAUGUAUUAGAACUAGUAAAUGAUAAAAAGUAUAUGGAAAACGCUAAAAUCGCUUCCGAUAUAUUCAAAGACCGACCGAUGUCCCCGGAACAGUCAAUACUUUACUGGACUGAAUAUGUAAUUCGUCAUAAAGGUGCACCUCAUCUGAUGCCACACUCAUUAAAUCUAAGUUGGUAUCAAUACUUUUUAUUGGAUGUGGUCGCCAUGAUGAUAGUAUUCAUAUGCAUUAGUUUACUUAUGAUGUAUAUAUUGAUAAAACAUUUUCAUAAAUAUAUUUGGGAAAACGUGAUGAAUGUUAAAGUGAAAUCGGAUUAAGUAAGUUAAGAUUUGAUAUUGAGGAUCCAGAAAGAACUCAGUCAUUGAAAUCAAAUUGCUCCGGUUGAAUUUUGAAUUUUCACUGUCACUUUUUGCCUCAGUAUGAGUUAACACCCUGCUACAAAUCAUACAAUGCGUGAUUAGGAUGGUGUUUAUGUGCAGUUCAAAUUGGUUGUUUCACAAUUUUGUAUUACCUUUUAUUAUAAAUAUAGUUUACUUUUAUUUCUUCACCACCUAUCAUAAAUUUGUAAUUAAUCACUCCUCCUUUGCUCUGUAGUUUUUCUUUCUUCUUCCCACAGUCUUCAUAAUUUAUUAUAUCUUUAUUUUAGUAGUUCUCGCUUACUGAUGUAAUAAUUAUGAACAACAUAUACACCGUCAUUAGAAUACCUACUGUAUUUUCGUACCUGCACAUUUCUUACCUUCAAAGACUUCAAUUUAAUAAAUUGUUUUGAUGUUUUUUAAA
Myzus persicae (green peach aphid) is the source of this 2209-nucleotide messenger RNA. RefSeq names its product UDP-glucuronosyltransferase 2B2-like. The coding region runs from base 178 to 1746 and encodes 522 amino acids. Lineage: Eukaryota; Metazoa; Arthropoda; Insecta; Hemiptera; Aphididae. Gene Ontology annotation, molecular function: UDP-glycosyltransferase activity. The transcript has 4 exons. The record is from RefSeq and is a predicted model, not a curated record.